Messenger RNA from Rattus rattus (black rat), 2990 nucleotides. RefSeq names its product ATPase Na+/K+ transporting subunit beta 2 (gene Atp1b2). The record is from RefSeq and is a predicted model, not a curated record. Gene Ontology annotation, cellular component: sodium:potassium-exchanging ATPase complex. The transcript is spliced from 7 exons. Gene Ontology annotation, molecular function: ATPase activator activity. Lineage: Eukaryota; Metazoa; Chordata; Mammalia; Rodentia; Muridae. Gene Ontology annotation, biological process: potassium ion import across plasma membrane; intracellular potassium ion homeostasis; intracellular sodium ion homeostasis. Bases 589 to 1461 code for a protein of 290 amino acids.
CUGCUGAGGAGCGGAGCCUCCGAUUGGGGGCCCCUAUCCUUGCCUGUUCCCCCCCCACUGCUCGUCCCCGCCCCAGCUCCCACUGGCUGGGCCAACUGUGGUGUGGCUGUCGCCGUUUGUCGGAGGAGCCUUAAUCGGCCACCUGCCGCGUUCCACUGCCUCUUUACAUCUCGGAUUUCGGGGCGGCUCCCUCCCCCAUCUUUCCCUGCUUCUUUGCACCCCGCUUUUCCUGCGUUUCGCUCGAAUUUUGGAGCCGUCUGGUUUUGCACCCCUUUUUGUUUUGCUUUUAGACGGUGUGUGGGGUGAAGGUGCCUUGGCAUCCCUUCCCCUGGUUAUCUUUCCCUGUUUUGACAGCCCCCCUUUCUAUCGCAGUCGGGGGGCCUAGCCUCGGUGCACCUCCGCCGCACUGCCAGCAGACCACAGCGCGUGGCUGUGCACCCCGGAAUUUGCAACAGCUGCAUAUCUGUGAUCGGAGUCUCCCUCGCCUCGCUCCCGCGCUCAUUCGGUGCGUGGAGGGCUUCAGCGCGCAACGCCCCGGCUUCUCCGCAGCCCCCAGCAGCGCGCCGGGACUCGCCCUGUGCCUCCAAGAUGGUCAUCCAGAAAGAGAAGAAGAGCUGCGGGCAGGUGGUUGAGGAGUGGAAGGAGUUCGUGUGGAAUCCUCGGACGCACCAGUUCAUGGGGCGCACCGGGACCAGCUGGGCCUUCAUCCUCCUCUUCUACCUCGUCUUCUAUGGUUUCCUCACGGCCAUGUUCACCCUCACCAUGUGGGUGAUGCUGCAGACCGUCUCUGACCAUACCCCCAAGUACCAGGAUCGACUGGCCACACCAGGCUUGAUGAUUCGACCCAAGACUGAGAACCUUGAUGUCAUUGUCAACAUUAGCGACACUGAAAGCUGGGAUCAGCAUGUUCAGAAGCUCAACAAGUUCUUGGAGCCUUACAACGACUCCAUCCAAGCUCAAAAGAAUGAUGUCUGCCGUCCUGGGCGAUAUUAUGAGCAACCCGAUAAUGGGGUUCUGAACUAUCCAAAACGUGCCUGCCAGUUCAACCGGACCCAGCUGGGCAAUUGCUCUGGCAUUGGGGACCCUACUCACUAUGGUUACAGCACCGGGCAGCCCUGUGUCUUCAUCAAAAUGAACCGGGUCAUCAACUUCUAUGCAGGGGCAAACCAGAGCAUGAACGUUACCUGUGUUGGGAAGAAAGAUGAAGAUGCUGAGAAUCUUGGACACUUCAUCAUGUUCCCUGCCAACGGCAACAUCGACCUGAUGUAUUUUCCCUACUAUGGCAAAAAGUUCCAUGUAAACUAUACACAGCCCUUGGUGGCUGUGAAGUUCCUGAAUGUGACCCCCAACGUGGAGGUGAAUGUAGAAUGCCGAAUUAACGCUGCCAAUAUUGCCACGGAUGACGAGCGGGACAAGUUUGCUGGCCGCGUGGCCUUCAAGCUUCGAAUCAACAAAGCCUGAGGCUCCCCACCCCCUCUCACCCACACCCUCCUGUGGAUGCUUCUGGAAUGUCCUUGACCCUGCCUGAUCCCUCCCUCACCCUCCCCAAAGGUAUUUUUUAUAACAGAGCUAUGACUUGUCUGAGCCUCACACCCUUGCCUCAACUUCUCUACCUAGCCUGACGUCCACACGAUUUCCAACAUCUUCCAACCGUAGCUUAGCCAGAGACAGAGAGGAGUCAGGAGUUUUCUAGUUCAGGAGCUGGAGUUGUUACCGGGUGACAGAUGACUUACCCAGCAUGCACAAGGGCCUCUGCACUGAUGGAGUUGUUCUAGUCUGAGCUGAUGAAUGAGAUGCCCUUACAGCUCCUGUUUCAGUUUCUACUCCCAUCCCCUGAGAGUUAUAGAGAAGCGGUCCCAUCCACCCGGCCUCUGCCGCCACAUAUCCCUUGCCCGUUCCAGCCAUUUGCUUCUCAGGGGUGAAUAUUGUUUUCCCUCCCUUUACAACGCUCUAGCCGCUUUUCUUUUAUCUCUCCACACUUCUGUCACCAUAGCCAGUAUCUUGGUGGCUUUGGCUUCUGGUUCCUCCAGCAGUUCUGUCCUCACCUCUCCCUUAUCUUCAUCCCCUCUGAAAAGCUGCCAUUUGUAGCUGACUACAGGUUGGUUCUGUGGCCUUUUCCGUCCUUCCUGGUACAUCCUGCUUCUCCCUCAACUGACUCCAAAGGAGGACUGGAAGAGAAGUCUCGAAUGCUUCUAGAAAAUUCUCUAGUAGGCCUAGACUUUUAACUUCUUCCUAGUCCCUCCUGUCAUCCAAACAACUCCUACUCAGGCGGGCUUGACCUGCUCUGAAUAUCCACUUUGUUUUUUAACUAAUGACUCCCUUCCCCCACUGGCCUUCCCAGAAUAUCUUUCAAGUUCUCCUUCCCAGGGAGCUCUGGGGGAGGGGCCGCUGUCUUGGCUCUAUCCCCAGUGGCCACCUUGGAAACGUCAGCUGGCUGGGGGGGACUCCCUGAGCCCAGAUCUACCCACCCCCAUCCUCUCUCUGGCUACUCCUUGCAAGUUGCUAACGGGUCACUAAGGUCUUCCCUUUCUGCAUGCCAGCCCGAAAACUUCAGACACCCUCCUCCAGCUCAGCUCUGAAUUUCUUGGCUCCGCCUCCUUCAAACUCUUUCGCCUUUAAAAAACAAACAAACAAACAAAAACAAACAACCCCUAGAAUGCCCCUAGAAUGUUAAGAAAGAGCCGCCUGUACCAAGUUCUCUCCCACCAUAGCUGCAUUUUCCUCUGGUCUCUCUGCUUCUCUUUACCCUUCCUAACCUCCCUCCUCUUCACUGCAGCCCCAUCCUGUCCUCAAGUGGAUUCUUCCCUCUUUCCUCCCACUGGAUCUGUAUCUCUUCCCUUUGGGUAUCCAGCUCUUCCUGCCCGUUCAUCUUCCCGGUGGUCUCCUGAAGUUAUUUAAUGCCUGUGUCAGAACUACUGUAAGAGGAUAAAGUACAAUAAAAUGGGAGCGAUUAUAUAUAUAUAUAUAUAUAAAUGUAUAUCAAACACAGA